AUGACAACCCCCGGUACAACUUCUCAAACCCACGACGGAGAUGACGCGCCGAGAGAGUCAUCCGGCGCACCACUAUCCCCAGCAAAACCCUCUGACUCGCUCUUCACGCGACUAUCGCGACCAACUGCUAGGCAAGCGCCCCACCCGAAUUUCUCCCCCCGCGUCACUCGAUCCGCUUCUUCCCACAAGAAGAACUCUCAGACCGCCGAGGAGAUCGCGAACGUACUACGAAGGCAGGACUUCGGCAAUAUGCCGCCGCCACCCGGGAAGGACCCGCCUCAUUCACGUGACGACGGCGAGUCGACUAUGGAAGGCGAUGAUGUCGGCAAUAUGACUGAUCAUGACACUCUCCUCUUUGCCGACGAUGAGGUUCUCAAUGGCCACAAACCCAACAAUUUCGGAAGCAGCGGCAAGACCAUGGAAUGGGUCAAUCAGAAGAUCAACCUCCGAUACACCCAGAUAAACAAGAAGGUCGACGACGGCUUCCGCGAUAUCAAGAACAGCAUCGUUUCCUUAACUCUCACGAUCAACACCACCUUGAUGGAUAAGGAUCCGGAGAGUAAGAUGGAAGCGAAGCCGCAAGGCGUGGUAAGCCGUAUCAUCGCCCUCGAAGCGGCUAAUCCCAGCUCGCGUUCACGCACCCACCCGUACGCAGGCCUCAAUGCCAACGACGUGCGUGCCGGGUACCGUGACAACCUUGACUCCGCCCGACAGAACCGACGCCCCCAGGAUCCUACCCCGGAGCCGUUGCACAGGGCAGAGGGCGGAGGCGCUUUUCCCGACGGAGGCGACUCCGACCACGGCGACAGCAAUCCCGACUAUCCACGCAACGAGCCCCCUCGUAACCCUCAGGCCCGAAUGACCGACAUUGGUGUCUUCGACCCCAGUCAUUCGGAUCCCGGCCACCUAGGCGUGAUCAAUGACGGUGAGAAUGCUGUUUACACCGACGUUGCUUGCUUCCGGGAGCGCGUCGAAACCUUCCUAGAAGACAAGACCACCUACCAGGAGGUAGCCCGGCAAAUUCUCUCUUAUUUCCAGCUAUUGCUUGCUGGUCCUGCUGCGCAGUGGUGGACAAGCGAAAUAUCGUCUGCUCAGCGCACCAUCAUGCGGAAUGCGGGCUUAUCGACGCUGCUUUCACACCUGGAAGUUCGUUUCGCUCCUGACGCAGCGGAAGCCACACGCCUUUUCAACGAGUCCUACCUCACUAUGAAGGACAUCGCCAAGGACGAACGGGCUCUUAGUGCUUUCGUGCAACGUAUGCUGCGGUGGUCACGCUCCAUGGGCACUUUGUCCAGGUGCAACACCAACUGGCACGGCGUUAUGGCCCAGAUAUGGAGCCGAAUGGACCUUUCAAUCAAGCAGUAUCUCAAGGCUCCGCCCACUAGCGGUUCUUCUCUUUCCGAUUAUUUGCAAUUGAUCGAGGAGUCUCGGUCCAUCCUACUUGCGGCCGUGUACGACCGCUACCCUCAGUACCAGAAGAAGUUUUCUGGCUCGCGCAACCACUCCUCCAAGGUUGAGGAAGUGUACAGCAAAUCUUCUUCAUCACGCCCCUCUACUGAGAAGUACUCCCCCUCAUACCGCUUAUCACACAAGGACAGGUCCCGUUACGAUGAUCGCAAGCGGCGUGGCGACCGUGGGCGGUACGACGACCGUAAACGGCAAGAUGAGCAGCGUAGCGAUAAACGCGAGGACCGCCGCGAGGACCGCCGCGAGGACCGCCGCGAGGACCAGCGGCACCAACACGGAAAACCCCGCGAAAACCAAGUCCGAGACAAGCGCGACGACCGGAAUCGCGACCACACCCGGCGGGACCGCCAUCGCGACCGCCAUCGCUCGGAUCACGCACAUUUGACCGACGGAGACUCCGAUAGCGGUACCACAGCCGAGCACUCAGACGUCAAGUCUGACGCGUCGACAGAUUUCUUCUCCUUCCGCGGCUCAGACGUUGCAUGUAUUGUCUUGGAGGCUGAUCUGACUUGCCACAAGUGCCAUAAGACCUUCCAGGGGCGACGUGAAAUUGGCGCCCAUGUCAAGAAUUGCCGUGGAACCGGCCCAACGAAGCCCGAGAGCAAUUACAUCCGCAACCAGGAGAACAUCACCCGCCGUACCUGCGGUCUUUGCAAUCACACGUUCGAGACGCGCAACGCGCUCUUCAAGCACAUCAAGGUCUGCAAGGACGUCAGGAAAGGUAUCACCCGCCCCCCGACUGCGACUCUGGCAACCUGCAAGGAAGUCUCCUGCACCCGCGCGAUUGGCAUGACGGACAGUCCCACCAACGGCAUCGCCGACGACACCAUCUACCUGGUGAAGGAUGCUCCCGAGCCGGUCAACACCGGUGACGCGGACAGCCCGUUGAGCUCUUACACUUUCCUGCGCAUUGCUGCCAAAGCCUCUCCUGAUGCAGAGACCGUUGAAGUUUGCGGUGAUCCCGGCGCCAGCCGUUCUUUGAUCGGCCGCCGCUUUAUACGCACUCUCAACCACGAGAUCGAGCGCCGUAGAGGCAAGGUGAAAGGCAUUGGCAAUGACCGUUUGCGCGUCAGCGAAUGGGCUACUUUCGAUAUCUUGGGUCACCGAUUCUCUUGGAACCAAGCCGACAGCCCAAUUGACAGCUCGUGGGGCCACGAGACCUUCAUCGCCGUCCCGCCCAGCCGCAGUGCCUACCAAAGAACCGACCGCGAUGCCGACCGCGCCUUUGUGGCAGAGCCCACAGCUCUGAACGAACCAGCCGUCAAAUCGCCCGGACACCUCAACGGCUUGCUCAAUUACAUGCGCGACCGCCCACUCGACCACUUGCGCGACUGCCUUACCAACAGCCCAGUCAAACGCAUGCGCAACAGCUCACCCGACCGCCCAGUGAACCUGCCGCACCUGCGGCCAUGUGUUCGCAUCGAGGAACCAGCUUUUCGACCAUCUUCGGACCCACGGCCGCAACAAGACGUCGAAUUCCCCGAGGACGGCGGCAGGUAA
Parathielavia appendiculata is the source of this 2967-nucleotide messenger RNA. RefSeq lists its product as uncharacterized. The record is from RefSeq and is a predicted model, not a curated record. Lineage: Eukaryota; Fungi; Ascomycota; Sordariomycetes; Sordariales; Chaetomiaceae. The transcript is spliced from 7 exons. Bases 1 to 2967 code for a protein of 988 amino acids.